AUGGACUCUUUCGCUAUUACAGAGGGUCUUGCUGCCCAAGAGCAACAAGAUGCUGUGCCAGAAGUCUCUGCUAAGCUGUCUGAGGAGACCAAUAAGUUCCAGCGUGCUAUUGCUGCUUGGCGUGGAAUUGACCUAGCCAACACGAUCGCUAAACUUGAUACAACUGCCUCCGAGAUCGUUGAACACCAGCGGGAUUCUCUUGUCCAAAGGAAAGAUGUAGCGCAAAGGACCAAAGACUUUAAGAAGUUGGAGGACGAGGCUAAACUUACCGAAUAUAAGGGGCUGUUAAAGGCCUAUCAAUCCUUCAUCGACGUUCUAACGAACCAGGGAAAGUCUUCUUCAUCGUCAUUCCUCCAAUUGUACUCCUCGUUGUCCGAAGCUCCCGACCCUUACCCUCUCCUCGAAGCCUCCGUGGAUUCCUUAGUACUUUCCGAAGAAACAGUUCCCAAACUCACAUCCGAGAGGGAUCAGUUGCAACAAUCUGUUGAUCGUCUUACUCGUCAGCAAGAGGAAACUGAGAAGCGCCUUCAAGAAGAACGAAGCGCACGGAAGAAGCUGGAGGAUAAUCAAGAGGCCCGAGCUAAGGAAAUCGAGGCCUCCUGGGAAGCCGUAUUGACGGAGAAGACGAACAACUGGACCGCGAAAGAGAAGAGCUUGGAAGAGAAAGUGGAGAAUCAGGACCGCUUGAUAAAGGAGCUCAAGGCAAGCUACGAGGUUUCCCAGCGCCUAGGCGAGGAUGAAGACAAUGAUGGCGCCCGAAGUGGUGCGACUGCUGCGGAGCUAGAACUUGUUUCUGCUGAUUUGGAGAAGACCAGCUUGCGGUUGGCAGACGUGGAAGCACGGAACGAGCAACUACGCCUAGAAUUAGCCCAGGCUGUGUCUCACUCGCACACCGAUCAACCAGUAUCUGUUGAGGACGACCCCGCAUACCAGCGCUUGCAAUCGGAGAACUUAUCUUUACUGCGCAAGCUUGAUGCUGCACGCUUCGAUAAAGAUUCAACACGACACACCUGGGAGGGCAAGCUCCAUCAGGCUGAGCGAAAUGCAUCAAAGGCGUCAACAGAAAGAGACGAGCUUCGUUCUCGCUUGGAUAAAUUCUCGGACUACGAUGAAAUCCGUCGUGAGCUGGAAAUGAUAAAAUCCAUUGAGUUGACGGCAGGCGACGAUGAUGAUGUGGACGAGACUCCGGCUGAGAACGCAGUCAACACCAAUGGUGACGCUACGAAGACAAAUGGAAAGAACUCUCUAGAGCAACUUCUCCUAGCUCGGAAUAAGAAAUUAAAUGAUGAACUGGCUGUGCUGCGAGUGUCUUCACGUGACAUUCAAGGACAGCUUGAAGCUAUGCGCAGCGAGCUUUCGACAACAAAGGAAGAGCUUGAAAAAUCUCGAGGUCUAUCUAGUACACUAGAAAAUGAUCUCCUCCGUGUCCAGCAGGAGGCUGCGAAUGCAUUCCCAUCCUCGGCCAUGUCUGUAGCGGGUACUUACUCGUCUCGUGCAUCCGCAAAUACCAUGGAUGCUAUUCGUGCAGGAGAAGCCGUGGGCGGUGGCUCCGGCCUUCUUCCCAUGAUUCAGGCCCAGCGGGAUCGAUUUAAGAAGAAGAAUUCAGAGCUUGAAGAGGAGCUGUCCAAGCUGUACGGCACUGUCAAAACACUGAGACAGGAAGUUGCUACGCUGCAAAAGGAUAACUUGAGUCUCUAUGAGAAGACUCGAUAUGUUUCUACCUACAGCCGCGGUCAGGGUGCAUCUACAUCCGCUUCUUCGUUUGCAAAUGCGCCUAGUUCAACAUCUGUAUAUGCCUCCUCGGAUUCACCGUCAGGGCUGUCUAUGGAUCGAUACCAGUCAGCUUACGAGGCCCGGAUAUCGCCAUUCGCUGCUUUCCGAGGUCGUGAAUCAGCCCGUGCAUACAAGCGUAUGAGCUUGCCCGAGCGGAUAGUGUUCUCACUAACCCGUAUCAUCAUGGCCAACAGAACCAGUCGAAACUUAUUCGCUGGCUACUGCUUUGCUCUUCAUAUUCUACUCUUUGUUGUUCUUUACAUGAUGAGCACAGUCGAGAUGGAGAAACAUAGUGCCAUGAGUGCCGUCGGCAAUGCUGCAGCUGCAGCUUAUGCUAAUAGUGGGUCUGGAAGUGGUAUGGGCAGCGGCAGUGGAAAUAGCCAGCUGCAAGCCGAUGACUGGCAGCAAGAGGGCUUUAAUCAAGCGAUUUAA
Messenger RNA from Penicillium malachiteum, 2205 nucleotides. RefSeq names its product CCAAT displacement transcription factor COY1. The transcript is spliced from 3 exons. Bases 1 to 2205 code for a protein of 734 amino acids. Gene Ontology annotation, cellular component: Golgi membrane. NCBI's taxonomy places the organism in Eukaryota, Fungi, Ascomycota, Eurotiomycetes, Eurotiales, Aspergillaceae. The record is from RefSeq and is a predicted model, not a curated record. Gene Ontology annotation, biological process: intra-Golgi vesicle-mediated transport.